Molecule: messenger RNA, 1035 nt
Organism: Auanema sp. JU1783
Lineage: Eukaryota; Metazoa; Nematoda; Chromadorea; Rhabditida; Rhabditidae
Source: the annotation of a GenBank genome assembly
AUGACGGAGGUGAGAAGCACUUUCGGGAGUGUUUUCAAUACAAAGGUUGUCGUUACUCCGCUUGAUGAAUUCCCCCUACCAACGAAGGGAGACUCCAUUGGUAGGAUGUUGUACAAGAAGAAAAGAAACAUGGGAAACCUGUCAGAGGACGAAAAAAAUUAUUAUUUGAGUACUUUCAAUUCAGACAAAGGAGGAUUCUUUAAUUUGAAAGAUUUCCAAAUUGGAAGGCCUUUGGGAAAAGGAAAAUUUGGUAGUGUAUAUGUCGCAAGAUCGCCUCUUUUUGGUAAUCACUUAGUUGCUGUUAAAGUUCUCUUCAAAAGUCAGUUGGUUAGUUCAAAAGUUGAACACCAGCUUUGCCGUGAAAUCGACAUUCAGACACAUUUAAGGCAUCCUAACGUUCUACGACUUCAUACUUAUUUUUGGGAUUCUAAGAAAGUUUAUCUUGUGUUAGAGUAUGCUGUAAACGGCGAAAUGUAUAAAUCGCUUCAGAACAAAGGGAGAUUUGACGAGGAGUCCUCGGCAGCGUACAUGUACCAAAUAGCUGAUGCUUUAGCAUACUGUCAUGAGAAGAACGUGAUUCAUCGAGAUAUCAAACCAGAGAAUCUUCUAUUAGGAGCUCUUGGUGAAUUGAAAAUAGCUGAUUUCGGUUGGAGUGUGCAUGCAGGCAGUAAUAAACGGCAAACUAUGUGUGGAACAAUGGAUUACUUACCUCCAGAAAUGGUUGUUGGCGAGGAGCAUAAUGCUAUGGUUGAUAUCUGGUCCAUUGGAGUGCUCUGUUAUGAGUUUUUAGUGGGACGACCACCUUUCGAGAACGAUGACACUAAUCAAACUUAUGCAAAUAUAAGAAAUGUCCGUUACACGUUUCCUUCUUAUGUCAGUGUAGGAGCUCGUGAUUUAAUCAGCAAACUAUUGCAAAGAAGACCAGAAGAUAGAAUCAGUUUAGAGCAGGUUAUGCAACAUCCAUGGGUAGUUAAGCAUGUGGAAGCAAAAAAAAGCAGAAUGAUUAAAGAACAAGAAAGCCAACUUUUCCAGUAG